AUGAGCUCUGCCCCAGACGCAGCUCUGGAGCAGCCCGGCCAGCUCCGCCAACGUCAUGCCCCUGCCGACGGUCCUGUGGCGGCAUCCGUCUCCGCCAAGGGCGACGUGAGCAGCGUUGGCUCGGAGCCGUCUGGCGAGGACGUGUUGAAGCCCAAGAAGACGUACGGCCGGACGCCUGACGGCACAGUCUUCACCGUCCCCACAACCCAUGACAUGGUGUCGCAGCUGCUCGAUCCUCGCCAGCCGAAGAACUUGUCCGACGUCGUGGUGCUCGCCAUUCUUGCCCUCCACAUUCUCGCCGCGUAUCUGCUCCCUGCCGGCCUGAAGCGUCCUGUCUGUGCUGCGCUCUUUUUGUUCUGGCGCGCCUCGUACAACAUUGGCAUUGGCAGCUUGUUGACCGUGCAGUCCAAAUACCGGCUGCUGGUGACCUGGGCAAAGCGGUGGAAGCUCUUUGAGAAUCCGGAAACCGGCAAGAACCCGCGUCCAUGGCUCUACCGCCUUCUGAAGUGGGAGCUCGAGGCCAAGAUCCCGGAGGACUACGUCUUUGAGAAGGCGCCCAUCGAGUAUAACACCUGGCUCGUCUUCCGCCGCGUUGUGGACCUCAUCUUGAUGUGUGAUUUUGUGUCGUACUGUCUGUUUGCUAUUGUGUCGAGCCACCGCCCCGAAAGCGAGAGCUUUGUUAUGGCCGUCGCCCGCUGGGCCGUGGGCAUUGCUCUGUUUGGUUUCAACCUCUGGGUAAAACUCGAUGCCCACCGCGUCGUCAAGGAUUUCGCCUGGUACUGGGGCGACUUCUUCUACCUGGUCGACCAGGAGCUCACCUUUGACGGCGUCUUUGAGAUGGCCCCGCAUCCCAUGUACUCGAUUGGUUAUGCCGGCUACUACGGCAUUUCCAUGAUGGCAGCCAGCUACGACGUGCUGUUCAUUUCCAUCGUUGCCCACCUCGCUCAGUUUAUCUUCUUGGCCGUUGUCGAGAACCCGCACAUUGAGAAGACAUACAACCCGCCCACCCCGCGCGCUGCGCGUGCUGAUUCUAGCCUCAGCACAGAUAGUGCCCAUGCCCAGGCGGUGCAGCACCUCAGACAGCUCCAGGACGCCCAGCAGCAGCCCAUUGACUCGACAACGCCGGCUGGCGGCGCCGCGGCAGUCCCCGCAGUCGUUCACGAUCUGUGGGGCAUGGCGAACCUCGACCUGUUUCGCUCGAUCGACUACUCUGUCAUUCUCCUUGGCGGCUACCUCUCCUUCCUGACGAUCGUGACCCCGAACACACCGCUCUGGCAGGGCCUUUCGCUGUUCCACGCCAUCGGUUGGCGCAUUUGGUACAACGUCGGCCUUGGCCUCAUCUUGCGCCGCCAGUCAAGUGCCAAGUGGUUCACCCGUCAUUUCCUCAAGUAUGGUGAGAGCGCCGGCGAGGCCUGGCGGCAGUGGAAGGGCAUGUACCACAUCAGCAUGGCCAUGUGCCAUAUGUCGUUCAUGAUGGCCUGCUGGAAGAUGUACUCGCCCCCCGAGAACUGGAAUUACGGCUGGGCCAUCCUAAAGCACGUGCUGGGCAGCAGCCUUGUGGCUCUGCAGGUGUGGACGGCGUUCAGCAUCUACGACGAGCUCGGCGAGUUUGGCUGGUUCUACGGCGAUUUCUUCUUUGACAGCACCGGCAAGUUGACCUACAAGUCCAUCUACCGGUACCUGAACAACCCGGAGCGCAUCAUCGGCACAGCCGGUCUGUGGGGCGCUGCCCUGAUAACGUGGAGCCGGUCCAUCUUUCUCCUGGCGCUGAUCGGCCACAUUCUGACGCUUGGCUUCCUCGCGUAUGUCGAGAAGCCGCACAUGCAGAAGAUCUACGGCCGCAAGCUGCGCUCCGAGGCUGGUCUGACCAAGUUCAUCCGCAAGUCUCUUCCGCCGCCGGUCAAGGAGUGGCAGGACAGCGUGGACCGCGUCCUCGACGAGACGCGGCACUUUGUCGAGGAGUUUGUGGACGCCGCACGGCCCAAGCUGGCUGCUGGUGUGUCGACCAUUGUGCGUGAUACGUCAGCACUCUUCAACAAGUAUCCUGCGCGUCUUACGAUUACUCGUAUUGUCCCUGGCGUGGCUGGCUUCGACCCCAAAUACUACAGUCUCGAAAUCGAGGGUGAGCAAUUGCCAUCGCCUAUGGUCCAGAGCGGCAGCCGAGAGUCGCACGCUGCUGCCGCUGCCUCUUCUUCUAUGUCUUCCUCUUCGUCUAUUUCUCCGUCUCCCGCGGACAAGACCAAUGCACGCGCAUACAACAACGGUCAGACGAUCGUGCUGCAGUAUGGCGCUCCCAUCCGCGUGCGCUGGACAGCACCAGCCAAUCAUUGCAAGAAGGACUGGGUUGGCCUGUAUAAGGUGGCGGACGGCCGGUCACGGGAGAAGACCGAGGUGCCGUCUCUUGGCCGUUGGGUGCCGACGACGCCGGGCGUGUUCGACACUGCUAUUGACCGGGGCAUUCUGUCGUCGGACGAGCCAGUCAAGGGCGGCAAGGCGUCGCCUGAUGACCCAGACCUGGUGACGGGCGAGAUGGUCUUUGAGGGCGAUCAACUGUGGUGGACCUCGGGCGUGUUCGAGUUCCGGUACCACCACGACGGCAGCCACAACGUCAUGUCGAUUUCACAGCCGUUCGAGGUACGGAUCGCCAAGUUUGACGACGACGAAGAAGGCUCUGUCGACAUGGGCCUCAGCGGCGGCGGUGGUGGCAGCAAGAUCGGUAUCUACGCCAAGGCCGUCGAGGAGGCGUUGCUCCCUGUGGUGCAGAACUGCCUGGACCGCGACCCAGACAUUGCACCGACGACCGCCGAUGACGUGUUUGGCGGGCAUGUGGAGCGGGACUCCAAGUAUGCGCGACGUGUGGUGUACGCGAUCCACCACAUGUUUGGUAUCGAGUUUGCACCGGCUGUGGUGCCCGCUGACGGCACGGUGCGCAAACUGGCGUACCGGAUAUACAGCGCCAAACAAGUUCUUGCACCGUACAGCAUGUCACCGUCGCGGUAA
This is a messenger RNA of Sporothrix brasiliensis 5110, 3000 nucleotides long. Its product is annotated as phosphatidylethanolamine N-methyltransferase. Gene Ontology annotation, biological process: phosphatidylcholine biosynthetic process. The transcript has 3 exons. Bases 1 to 3000 code for a protein of 999 amino acids. Gene Ontology annotation, molecular function: phosphatidylethanolamine N-methyltransferase activity. Lineage: Eukaryota; Fungi; Ascomycota; Sordariomycetes; Ophiostomatales; Ophiostomataceae. The record is from RefSeq and is a predicted model, not a curated record.